CCCGCCUGCUGCUCUCUGAUUGGUUAAUAGUGGUUAUUCUGCGUUAUCAUUGGCUGGAAGAUGUCGGAAAAGGACGGCGCGUGAGAACCAAACCAUACAGUCAUUCAAAAAAAAAAAAAAAAAAAGCAAAAAAGCGUUAGUACCGAAGACGGGUUUUUUUGGACGGAAUGCGGGCGGGAAAAAGAAAGGUCUCAGCACAGGAUGGCUGCUCAACCCGUUUUUAAUAAUGAGAUUAAUUCGUAGGAAGAUCGCGAUCGUUGUUGUGUUGGCGUACGUGUUUUUUUCAUUGUACGCUGCAUACAGUGUGUUUUUCAAUAAGAAGGUUAUUACUCGUGUGCACAGAGUGGUAAAGAAGGGCUCUGCACCUGCAGAUCAACCCAAAGUAGGCGAGGAAGAAUGGAAUCCAUGGGAAGAGGACAAGCGAGCAGACUCCAUCUCUGUACUACAGAAACGGAGAGACGCUUACAGAUCAUAUCAGGAACACAUUGCAAAGAGCAGACCCAAAAGAUAUAAAGUUCAAAUCUGGGGUAAAGCAGCUAUAGGACUUUACUUGUGGGAACACAUUUUAGGGGGUCCUUUAAACCCGACUGAUAAGAUGGGCCAGUGGAGGGAAGGAGAGGUCCAGUCAGGGAAGAUCAAUUUCAGUUUCUACACAGGCCCAGCAGUGGUGCAGGGCCACAUUCCUCUGGACACAGACAGUGUGGUGUUGGUGUUGAAUGGUCGGGAACAGCAGAAGAUCUCAUAUUCUAUCCAGUGGCUACAGCACGUGCAGACUCUAGUGCAGGCUCACACCAUCUCGAAAGUGGCUGUGGUCUUACUGGGAAGUGAGCAGUGCACUAAUGAGUGGAUCAACCCCUAUCUGAAGAGAUCUGGAGGUUUUGUGGAUCUGCUGUUCCUCGUCUAUGACAGUCCCUGGGUCAAUGAUAAGGAUGUAUUUCAGUGGCCUCUUGGUGUAGCCACGUACAGACACUUCCCAGUCGUAACGCCCAAUUCACAGAUGGUCAGCACUGCACGACCGUAUAGCUGCAACUUCCUCGGCACCGUCUAUAAAAACUCCUCCCGGGAAACACUCCUGGGCAUUCUGAAGCAGAACAGCUUGGAAAAACAAUGUCUUACGAAUGCACGGGAGAAGUGGCUUCCUCAGGAGACUGCAGAAACCUCCAGACAGUACCAGAUGGCUCUGGCACAGAGCGACUUGACCCUAUGCCCGGUUGGAGUAAACACUGAGUGCUAUCGCAUCUACGAAGCAUGUGCCUAUGGCUCUGUGCCCGUGGUGGAGGACGUCCUGACUCCAGGAGCCUGUGCCAACGGCCGCAGCUCCCCUCUUCGGCUACUCAAAGAUGCUGGGGCACCUUUCAUUUUCCUUAAAGAUUGGAAGGAGCUUCCAGCCAUUUUGGAGAAGGAGCGUGUGAUGACUCAGGUCGAGAAGACUGAGAGGAGAAUGAGGCUGCUGGAGUGGUACACUGGAUUCCGCCAGCAGAUGAAAGACAAGUUUACAGAAGUCCUGGAGGAAUCGUUCUUUAAACUGAGCUAGGAUGAGACACGUGAUCCGAAUUUGGAUUUCAGUUGAAACACAUCGAGUUGUGAUUCAACUUUAACUUAUAGUUAAACUUCUGUAACAUAUGAUCAGUGAUGGUGGUGCACCAAUCUCUCCAAUAUACAUACAAUGUCAGCAUCAAAGCUUUUAAAUAUUUUCCCAUAGUCAUAGGAUCCUGGCAUCCACACAGUAACUGAGACUCUGCAAGACUUAUGUGAAACCUCACAGGCAUGAUCUUGACAAGCAUGAAGGCAGUUUCAUGUCCAUUAUUUGUGUGUGUUCCAUUAUUUUUGGUCUGUUACUCCAAACUGGAUAAAUGCAUCCCUAGUCACUGAUUUCUGGCUGAAUUUUAAUCCACUGCUUAUUUACCAAACCUUAUUUAUUUACUCAAUACUUUUGGUGUUAAUAUUUGAAAUGUGAACACUAAUUUCAGUAAACUUUUGGUUGUUUCAUUUGCUGCUGGUCAAUGACAUGUAUUAUAAUGCUCAUCUUUAUUUAACCUAAAAUUGUGUUUUAUAGUCUUUUAGACAGAUGUUUAUUCUUUAAUAAUUUAAUCAUCAUUUGACUCCUCUCAGUGCAAUAGAAUUAAAAGAAUGCAACCUACUGAAAUUA
Silurus meridionalis is the source of this 2149-nucleotide messenger RNA. RefSeq names its product ribitol xylosyltransferase 1 (gene rxylt1). Gene Ontology annotation, cellular component: Golgi apparatus. Gene Ontology annotation, biological process: protein O-linked glycosylation via mannose. Lineage: Eukaryota; Metazoa; Chordata; Actinopteri; Siluriformes; Siluridae. The record is from RefSeq and is a predicted model, not a curated record. The coding region runs from base 227 to 1534 and encodes 435 amino acids. Gene Ontology annotation, molecular function: ribitol beta-1,4-xylosyltransferase activity. The transcript has 6 exons.